This is a messenger RNA of Schistocerca nitens (vagrant locust), 6700 nucleotides long. Its product is annotated as methylthioribose-1-phosphate isomerase. The record is from RefSeq and is a predicted model, not a curated record. The transcript is spliced from 6 exons. Lineage: Eukaryota; Metazoa; Arthropoda; Insecta; Orthoptera; Acrididae. Gene Ontology annotation, molecular function: S-methyl-5-thioribose-1-phosphate isomerase activity. Bases 109 to 1215 code for a protein of 368 amino acids.
AUACCUGUUGGCAGCAUUGUACAACACGCGGUACUAAUUCCUUUCUUCGAAUCAGUGCCGUAUUUAACUGUUUUGUCAGUAUUACUUCUGUUAUUGGGGAGGGUGGAAAUGGCGUUAGAAUCUAUACGAUAUAAUGCGGGAAAACUGGAAAUACUCGAUCAGUUGUUGCUACCACGGGAAUCCAAAUAUGUGAUGCUCUGUGGUGUGGAAGAUGGUUGGCGGGCGAUCAAUAAGAUGCAGGUGCGGGGAGCACCGGCUAUAGCGAUCGUGGGCUGCCUCAGCCUGGCCGUCGAGCUGCUGGGCGAGACCUUCGACGACAAGAAGGUUCUUCGUCAGGAAGUGGAGGGGAAGCUCAACUACUUGGUCUCGGCGCGGCCCACGGCCGUCAACAUGAAGCUCGCUGCCGAGGAGCUGAUAGCGCUCAUAAACAGCCUGGGUGCAGACGACAGCAUCGGGCCUGAGGAGAUGAAAGCGAGGUUUGUCGACGCUAUCGAGGCGAUGCUGGCUCGCGACAUCUCGGACAACAGACGCAUCGGGGAGCUGGGAGCACAGGCGGUGGUUUCGGCACAGGUGUGCGGGAGCUCGGACAAGCUGCGGGUGCUGACGCACUGCAACACGGGUUCGCUGGCCACUGCGGGCUACGGCACGGCCCUCGGCAUCAUCCGGGCGCUGCACGCCAUAGGCAAGCUCGACCACGUAUACUGCACCGAAACUCGCCCAUACAACCAGGGUGCCCGCCUCACCGCAUACGAACUCGUACACGAGCAGAUCCCGGCGACGUUGGUGUGUGACAGCAUGGUUGCCGCUCUGAUGAAGGUGCGUUCCAUCUCGGCUGUCGUUGUGGGCGCCGACCGUGUGGCUGCCAACGGUGACACUGCCAACAAAAUUGGUACAUACCAGAUAGCUGUGGUAGCAAAGUACCACGGCGUGCCUUUUUUCGUAGCAGCGCCUCUUACGUCCAUCGACUUCAGCAUCCCUAGUGGUGAGCGAAUUGUUAUAGAGGAAAGACCAGAGAAGGAGAUGACACACGUGGGAGAUGUUCGCAUAGCGGCACAAGGUAUAGCUUGCUGGAAUCCGGCAUUCGAUGUGACCCCUGCGGAACUCGUAACUGCGAUAGUGACGGAGCGCGGGGUUGUCGAGCCGGGUCAGCUGCGGAAACUGCUGGUGGAGGAUCGGCAGCCCAACGGAAUGCUCGUCGGUGACAUCCCGUCCUAGCGCCGCUCGGUCCUGCCGCGGUCUCGCCGGGUGGGACACUCGUCGGCGCAGCUCGUCUGCCGUACUCGAUUUACUUGUUCUGCUGAGGACCCUUGUUAUGUCAAUUUUAUGCAAUUGUGAACACAUUUUGUAAGCAGUGCUGUAAACCACAGCUCAGAUACUUUUACUUUAUCUCUUACCUUUAUUUUCUGUUAUUUGUGUAUUUUUACAACCAUAUUAUUGUAGUGUUUCUCAGCACACUACUGUUGCUAAGCUGGGAUUGAUGGAUUGUUGAUUCAGUAUUAGGUGCAGAAUUUUUCCAGGGUGAUCCUUAUCGUAUAGUAGACAUUUGUCGAAUGGUGUAAAAAAAGGGAGAGCAUUCAACUUUCGCUGUGCUAAUUUGUGGUCACAGUGAAAAAAUAUAUUUCAGAGAUCUUAUUUGUUCAUAAAGAUGUGUUUCAGGUGUUGAUAUAGUUCAUCUCGAUAUGGUGACUGAUGGGUAAUGGAUGAUUCGCAGUUGACUCGAGUCGAGUUAUCGCACUGGGAUCCCGAAGUCUCGUAUGUAAGUGCCGGUAGGGUUCUUCCGCAUAGCUAUUAACACAGUUUAUUGAUAUGUAUAUAUGGAGUUUAACACAUUUUUAGGAACAAGUAGUUUUUGAAGCAAGGUUUCUGUAGAUAUUGACAGCACUUUGCAGUUUAGGAACUGUGAUGUGAUGUGAUGGGAUGCGAUGCGUGUGUCUGUCAUACUACAGUAACUCAAUUUUUGGGAGAUGAUUCUUGAGAUUUUAAAAUUGUCUUUAACUUUGUUCUCUAUCUGAAACUUUCUCCUCUCAUUUGGUGAAAACAUAAUUAUCUGAUUCACACACAUUUUGUCUUGUAGCGAUAAUAUGUAAGGUUUAUUAAUUAAGAAAAACUACACAAAGUGCCUUCUUAUGGAAACCCUGAAAUAUCUGUACUUUUUAAAAACAGAACAAAAUGCUGCAAAAAACAAGUGAAAUUUACGUCUCUAGUCACAUAGUCACAUACUAUUCCUUAUACUCAAAGGAAAUAAAAGCACAAGCUGUAGUGAUUAAGCAUGAACAAGGACUGUUAAAUUUGAUUAUACUCAUCUCGGUUGUGUCAACUCAAAUACUUAGAAAUAGAAAAUCCUGAGCAGUCUCAUCUUCAUGUGCUGGGAGUGGGAUAGAUUGAAGGUGGCGAUUGACAAGUCAACUAUUUUAGAUGCGGUGUCCUCGGGAGAGGUCGUUGGGUCAUCACAGAAGUGGUAGGUUAAAAAGUAUAGAAAGUGCCCUCCCCCUGAGUAGCAAUCAGUUCGAAUGAAAUGAGGUGGGGAAGAGGUUGCAGUUCAUAGGGAUUUGUAAGAGGCAAGAGGAGAACAGGGAGAAAACAGAAGACAUGCCAGGUUUUAGAAAUGACAGAAGAACCAAACCUGCAGAAUUAAAAUUGCUCCCUGCCAAACAAAUUUUGGAAAUCAGCGUAUCCUUACUGAGUGUGUAGUGUGUGAUACAUAAAAAUGAAUAAUGGUUUUGACUUUAAUGGAAUCUUACUUUUGGCUUUAGAAAAUCGUGAGAAGGGACUCUUCAGACUAAAGUUGUAUCCACUGCUAGUAUUGAAUAAGGGAAUAUAUAAAAUCUAAUGUAAAGUAAAUAAAUACAUUCAUCUCAAUAACUUGUAGUUUAAAUAACCAACAGGGGAAGACAAAUUGCUUCAAUUGUAUAUGGUAUCUAGUGCAUGCAUGCAUGCUUAAUUACAUACAUACGUGCUUGCUCCUGUGAUAGAAAUCAGUUUCUGGGCAAGUUGAUGUGUGUCCUAAUAUCAAAACAUAUUGUAGAAUUUGAACAACUUAUGUUUAGCAGUAGUAUAAGUGAUGUAUUCCCCCUCCCCCCUCGUAAGCAAGCAGUCGUAAAAUAGUGUUUAGGAAAUGAGUGUCACUAUGCAUAAUUUUUGUCCUUGCACAAUUCAUUCCUCUGGCUGGAAUGUUGAUGCUGCAAUGUACGCAUUAUGUGAUAAACGUAAGAGCCAACCGUUAAUAGUAAUACUUGCAUCAGUAUAGAACAUUUGUAGGUGAUUUUUAGCGGGUCAUAAGUAAAAUAACUGUGUAAUAUCACUUUGAAUGUUUGUCCAAAUGUGAUUGCUGAUGCCAGUUUAUUGCUUCUUUCUGACCUUUUCCCUUUCCUUCUGCUUUUUCUUUUCUUUCAGUGGUUAGCUUUGUGUAGCAUAUUUCGAGUAUUGUUUAUGACUAUUCUUGAAAUAAAAAUAGCAUCCUGCCUUUCCAAGAAUAGUGUGAUGGCAUAUUGAUUCUGUGAGCAUGAUAGAAGUUUCUAAAUAAUUCCAAAUAGAAAACAUUUUACUUUUUUGGAGGAUGAGUGGUGAUUUCCCCUUCUGUGCUUUUUCUGUAACAAAAGCCACCUCAGAGUCAGUUGUGUGUUUGUAUUUUUUAUGGCAGAUUUACAAGUAUGUUUGCAAAGUAGGGGUAUUAAAAGCAAUAAAAAAAGGCUUGCCUAUUAAAACUGUGUGUCUAAGACAUUUUAAAAAUAAACAUAUUUCCUUGUAGGCAGCAAAUACUUUAUUGUUUACAUGGUUCAUUGAUGGUUAAUUGUGAACUAGCUCAUGUUACAUAUUGUAUGAUUGAAGUUUAGAAUGUUUGGAGAUUUGUUCUGUGCCUUAUUUCUAAGCAAUAAGUAGUUUAUGCUGCAGUUAAGCACUGGCAUACAACUCAGCUGUGAGCUGUGUAGACAGAGCAGCUUGUCUGAGGCUAGUUUCUGUCUUUGUGAAAUCUCAAGAGUAUAUGAAGCACUUAGUACAUUGUUAUUUUUUUAUUUUGAAAAAUUGAAUAUUUGUAUUAUUAGAAAGACCAUUACUAGACAUGUGAACAAGAUAAACUCAUGGAAAAAUGGCACAGUUGACUGGCUGCUUCCAGCAAAACAUUAGGUCAUAGUAUAGCAGAUGCAUUUAGAGAGCAUUGCAAUAAGAAACUAACAGCUUGCUACAAGAAAUACAGUUCUCUGCAGUACCCACUAUAUAGCUGGUUUAUGAAGGGUCUGUAUGUAAGCUAAGCAGAGGUUGUGGCCAGAUCAUGACAUCAUUCCAUCAAAUGUAGCAGGAGUACUAUGAUGCCAGUAAUCACCCAUUUUAAUGUAUAAUGUCUUCAUCCCUCACCAACACACUCCAAUCUCCCCCCCCCCCCCCCCCCCCGCCCGCCUCCCCCCACCUCCCUCCUCAUCCCCUAUUAUUUUAUGUUAUUUCAAGUACAUCAUUUAGGAGGUGGUUCUAUGUUUCAAAUGCUUGAGGACAAGUGUUUCUUUUAAAAAAUUCGUUUCUUCAGCUAUUUUUUUGUUAUGUCGUAGGCACUUUCCUUGCUACAUUUUAGCUUAGCCACACGUAUAAUAGAGUAAGUAUAUAAAUUGUAUUAAGCCAUAUUGUCCCUUAAAAAGCCCAGUUUCCGGACAUUGUCAAUGUUUGACCAUGUAAACUUACUUUCCAGUCUGUGUUCAUGCUGUUCAUGUAUGACCUUUGAUAAUACUUUCAAUAAUAUAUAACAAAAUUGGGUCAGUUUUUAAAGCUCGAUGACAAUAUCUGCCGUUAUAUAAUUUUCAUUCUGUGAACAAAUAACUGAGUAAACUUCGUCUGACAUUUGGAAUGUGUGAAACAGCCACAAGGAGUAAAAAGGCACUGGGUGAAAUUAGGGAACUAUUAAACAUUUUUCUGUUCUCUGACUGCAUAGGGGGCAGUCUCCCAUGUUUUUUAAACACGUGUAUCUCAGUUAUUUAAUUAGUGCCAUAUUCAGAUCCCAUUUUUGUCUUCAUGAGAUGUUGAUUGCAGCACACAGUAAGUUAAACCAUUAUUCAAUUUUAUAGCUGUAUACUAAGACACAGAAUGUAUAAAUGUUGAGAAAGUGUAAGUUUACACAUUUGGGCAGGGUUGUGCUAAUUGUACUUUUCCUGCAGAUGCAUGUGGAGAUAACAAGUCUGCAGAAAACUUGGAGCGUGUGUUAUGUGGUGUUUCUCUCUGCCUUUUUUACUUUAUUGUGGCUCUUCUCCCCCCCAAUCCUCUUCAUGUGUUGGUUGUACUACCACUGCCAUUACAACUUUCAUUGCAAUUGCCAUCUUCCAGAUGUGAUUUUUCCUUUAUAAAGCUAGUCACCUUGUAUACACUCUUCAUUUAAUGUCUGGGAGGGAGAAAUACUUCAAUGAUAGUAAGAUGUGGUAUUGAAUAAAAGACUGACUGACUGAGAUUUUUGGUGUAAAUUCUUUCACAGGAGACUUGUUCAUAAAUGUAAUCACCAUGCUGAUAAAUAUUUCUAAAAUGUGGGCUCAGUUCUUCCAUUUCAUGUAGUGUAUAUCAGAAGAAGAAAGUAUUUGUAUUAUUAUUACAAGAGGGUUUUCUUUUUCCACUUAUUAAAGGAAAAUUUUUGUAUCUCCAGUACUACUUAGGAGUAAGUAAAUUAGCAAAUUAAUAUCUUAAGCAAGACGAUGAACUAUUUGUAGUUCUGUUCUCUGUUGGUGUUAUUUGGGUGAUACUGAUACUUCAGUUUUCCACUACUUGGUUUGCUGUUUGUGCUGCAGCAAGCUCAGGGUUUCUGCUUUUAGGUAUCUGUGAAAAAUGUGACUUAAAGAAAGAUAACGUUAGUUUUCUGAUCAUAGCUCUUGCAUUAUAGAUGGUUUUAGUUUUGUUAACGCAUAGUUCCUGAAAUAUUGUUUGCACUAUGUUUUGUAUCCAUAGCUAUGCAGACAAGAAAUAUUAUAAUAACUUGUUACAUUUUGGAUGGAGAAAGAGUGAUCUAUGAGAGAGAGAGAGAGAGAGAGAGAGAGAGAGAGAGAGAGAGAGAGAGCAUAAACAUAUGUCCAUUAUUUUUAAGAGGUGUUUGUUGUUUUACAUGUUCUCUCCUUAGCCCCUUCUUCCCUGCCUCCUCGCUCCCACCUCCCCCCCCCCCCCCCUCUCUCUCUCUCUCUCUCUCUCACUCAAAUAUUAGUAUAGAAAGUGAUAUUUUAUUACACAUGUGUCUGCAUAGGUGAUUAGAUGUAAUUGAUACCUAUUACUGAAAAUACAAUACUGAAAUUAUUUGGUUAUUCUUAUAUAUUGUGUAUGGUAUGUUUAGUUCUAUGUAUUAAUUUGGUUGUAGUUGUAAAUGACCACCUCUCAAUGGUAAUUAACAUGUUGUGGUAUCUAGGUUACUUCGUAUUUAGAGACUUAAUGUAUACAUAAUAUGAUUUGUGACUCAAAUUGAGUUACAGAGGAAAAGAAAGAGAGACUGUCUUGGGCAGUAGCAGAGGACAGAAGAUGACAAAGUUCCAUUCUGCUACAUUUUAUAGGAUGUAAAUAUAUAUAUAUUUAUUAAUUUGAACUGGAAUGAAAAUACAGUGUGCACAAAUAAUUUGUCCUCCUCAGUUCUAUCUACUUUGUAUGGUAGCUAAUGUUGCAGUGCAAGGUCAUAAAUUUUGAUAUGUACCUUAUUUUGGGCAUUGUAUAUACCGAAUUAUUUUAUUAAAAGUUAGACUCCAGUUAA